CGCCUUCCCGCCGCAGGUAGCGACCCUCCGAGCUGAACCCCAUGGCCCGCGCCACGAACCCCGCCGCCGCCCGGCUCCUCCGCGCCGCGCUACUGCUCCUGGUCCUGGUGGCCGCCGGCCGGCACGCAGCAGGGGCGCCUGUGGUCACCGAACUGCGCUGCCAGUGCCUGCAGACCGUGCAGGGGAUUCACCUCAAGAACAUCCAGAGCGUGAAGGUGACGCCCCCGGGACCCCACUGCGGCCAAACGGAAGUCGUAGCCACUCUCAAGACUGGUCAGGAAGUUUGUCUCAACCCUGAAGCUCCCAUGGUUAAAAAAAUCAUCAACAAGAUGCUAAACAAGGACAGUGCCAACUGAUCUAGAGAGCUGGAGAGAGCUUACUGGCUCCUACUGCAGCCUUAGUGGAAUCAAAGUGAAAGAAGAGAAACAAAUAGCUCCUGGGGCCACCUGGACUGUGUCUAAUGUUUUUGCCUGUUUCUUAUGAGAGUUCUUCUAUUUAUUUACAUAUGUAUUUAUUUAUGUAUUUAUUUUUCAAAGCCUGUAUAUUACUGUUCUAUCUAAAAGGUAUGAAUGUGUUUGGCAGUUCUCUGUACUGUUAUUUUAAAAGGUCAUUUUUACAUUAAAUCAAAGUUAAUUCAG
Delphinapterus leucas (beluga whale) is the source of this 638-nucleotide messenger RNA. Its product is annotated as growth-regulated alpha protein-like. NCBI's taxonomy places the organism in Eukaryota, Metazoa, Chordata, Mammalia, Artiodactyla, Monodontidae. Gene Ontology annotation, biological process: immune response; chemotaxis; defense response. Gene Ontology annotation, molecular function: chemokine activity. The record is from RefSeq and is a predicted model, not a curated record. Gene Ontology annotation, cellular component: extracellular region.